Diorhabda sublineata is the source of this 1862-nucleotide messenger RNA. Its product is annotated as SCAN domain-containing protein 3-like. The record is from RefSeq and is a predicted model, not a curated record. The coding region runs from base 77 to 1597 and encodes 506 amino acids. Lineage: Eukaryota; Metazoa; Arthropoda; Insecta; Coleoptera; Chrysomelidae. The transcript has 2 exons.
GUUUUACUUUGUUAUCCUCAACGAAAGGAAUACUAAUUUGAUUCGAAGUUUCGAAGAAAAAUAACCUAUACUAAGCAUGUCCCAAUCAAAAAAGAAAUGUAGACAGUACAAUGUUGAUUAUCUGAAGUUUGGCUUUAUUCCAUCAUUGUCGAAUAAACAACUGCCAUUGUGCCUUAUAUGCAACAAAGUAUUUAGCAAUGACGCCAUGAAGCCAUCUAAGCUGGAAGAUCAUUUAAGAAGAUGUCAUCCAGAUAAAUUAGAUAAAGAUUUGAAAUAUUUUCAAACUCUCAAAGAGAAUCUUCAGAAGAGACCCACGCUGGACAAAAUGUUCACUUUGACGUCACAAAGAAAUGAUGAUGGUUUUCGAGCGUCUUAUAAUAUCUCGCUACUUAUAGCAAAAUCCGGAAAACCGCAUACCAUUGGAGAGCAGUUAAUUUUGCCAGCCGUUGAAGAGGUUAUAAAGACUGUUUUACACAAACCUGCGUUUGAUAUCAUAAAGAAAAUACCCUUAAGCAACAAUUCUGUUCAAAGACGCAUUGAUGAAAUGAGUGAUGAUAUUGAAAACUUCCUAUGUAAAUAUUUGCAAACGACCCAUUUCUCUAUACAACUGGACGAGUCAACUUUACCUGGAAAUGAAGCAUUAUUACUAGCAUAUGUUCGCUUUAUUAUGGAUCAAAAUAUCCACGAAGAAUUGCUAUUUGCGAGAACUUUGGCAACGGACACUAAAGGCGAAUCAAUUUUUCAUGUUUUGAGGGAUUACUUUAUUGAAAAAGAAAUUCCUCUAUCAAAUAUAAUAUCUGUAGCUACCGAUGGAGCACCUGCCAUGGUUGGUCGAUAUCGUGGAUUUAUAAGCUUUUUAAAAGAAAGCGUACCCGGGGUAUUAGCAGUACAUUGCGUCAUCCAUAGACAACACCUAGUUGCUAAAAAUUUGAAUGAAAGAUUGCAUGAAUCUCUGCAAUUUGUCAUUGACGCAGUAAACCGAAUCCGCAGCAAUGCGUUGAAUACGCGAUUAUUUGCGCAGUUGUGUGAAGAUAACGACGAGAACUUCCACCAAUUACUUCUUCACACUAAUGUGCGUUGGCUGUCGAAAGGUUUAUGCUUGGUAAGAUUUUUUGCACUUUUUGAAACUGUUCUAGAGUUUCUCGAUGGUAGAUAUGAAAAUUUAAAAGAAAGUUUAUUAAAAAGAAAAACGGACAUCGCGUAUUUGACCGAUUUAUUUGCUAAAUUUAAUACGAUGAAUUUGCAGUUGCAAGGUGACAGUUUAAAUUUGAUUAAGACAAAGUCGGUCAUUUCAGCGUUUCUUGUCAGAAUUAAAAUGAUGAAGCAAAACAUUGGACGGAGCGAAUUUUCACAAUUUCCCAAUUUAUCCCAAGUAAACUGCCAAGAAGACGAUGUUCCAGUCUAUGUGCAUCAUUUGAAUGCACUCUACUCAGAUUUUGAAACGAGAUUCGAAGAUAUUUUGACGCUAGUAAUACCACAAUGGAUUAUUAAUCCUUAUGGUGAUAUUGAGGAGGCGGAUAUCUCAUUACAAGAAGAAUUAAUUGGAAUAAGUACAAACGAAGAACUUAAGGUAGAGUUCAGAAAGGGUUAUCAAUAAUUUUGGCUUCAGAAAGACAUACCUGCUACAUAUCCCGGAGUGUGGAAUAUCACGAGAAAGUUUUUAAUUGCCUUUCCGUUUUCAUAUUUCGUAGAAAGAGGUUUCAGUGCAGUUACUAAUCUUAUUACAAAAAAAAGAAACAAACUGGACAUAGUAAACCGAGGAGAUUUGAGAUUAAAUGUUACUAAAUUGAAGCCAAAUGUUGAUAAUUUGUUAUUAAAGCAUCAAGUUCAUCCCUCGCAUUGAAUGAAUUAAUUUCUUUUUU